AGUGGGAGCGGCGCGUCGGCGGGAGCGGCGGCUGCGGUGCUGGCUGGGUGCGCAGGGCUCCCGAAGUUGAGGUCGGCAGGAGCGAGGUGAUGUGCUAAUCAUGUCAGAUAAAGAUGAUCCUGAGACUCCAGUGAUAACUGAAGCAAAUCCUGUCCUUGAAGAUAGAAACUGCGAGUCAGUGGAAAAUUCUGAGUCUGUGAAGAAUGCUGAGUCUGUUGACCUACAUGCCAACCAAGAGAGUCAGUCGGAACCUGUAGUGUCCACUCGGAAGAGACCAGAUGUUGGAUCUUCCAGGGAUCCUGAGACUUCAGAAGUUCUCCCUGUUCAGGAAACUGUUUCCAAAGAUGUACCCCAGACCGGAUGGGGAUAUUGGGGCAGCUGGGGCAAGUCCUUGCUCUCUUCAGCUUCGGCUACAGUAGCCACUGUGGGACAAGGUAUUUCAAACGUCAUUGAAAAGGCAGAGACUUCCCUUGGGAUCCCUAGUCCCAGUGAAAUUUCAGCAGAAGUCAAGCAUGCUGGAGGAGAAACUAGCUCCAAGGAGAAUGAAAACUCCUCACCAGUAUCUGUGCCAUUUGGUGUCCUCUCUACCAUCUCUACUGCUGUUCAGAGCACAGGAAAGAGUGUUAUUAGUGGGGGUUUAGAUGCCUUAGAAUUCAUUGGGAAGAAGACAAUGGAUGUAAUAGCAGAAGGGGAUCCUGGAUUUAAAAGGACCAAAGGUCUUAUGAACCGGAAUUCUACUCUGUCUCAGGUUUUACGAGAGGCAAAGGAGAAAGAAGAGCUAAGGACCUCCAAUGAGGUAACUAUGGAAACAGACAAGAAAACUCAUUAUGGGCUACUGUUUGAUGAAUUUCAAGGCCUUUCACAUCUAGAAGCUCUGGAGAUGCUUUCGCGAGAAAGUGAAAUAAAGGUGAAAUCUGUCCUUAAUUCUCUGAGUGGAGAAGAACUAGAGGUUAUAAUACGUGAAUUAGAACAACUCAAAGAAGAAUUUUCCCUAGCAGAAUUUUGUGAGGAAGAGGAAGAAGAGAAAAAAGGGGAUGAAGAUUUUUCUGAAGAGAUAACAGAGCUUCUUUCCCAGCUGCAAAUCUCCUGCAAACCAGAUAAACUUGCCAGGGCCAGAAGUGCAACCUAUGAAUGGAUCAAGAGAUCCCUGGCCAAGCCAACAGCAGAGAAAGAGAAAGGAGAAAUACAGUUGGAAACAGAAAAUACUAUUGAAAUCAACAAAAAUACAAUAGAGGAUAUCCAUGCAUUUGCAAUCCGUAGCCUAGCAGAGUUGACUGCCUGCUCCAUAGAACUGUUCCACAAAACAGCAGCCUUGGUUCUGCAUGGCCAGAAACAGGAAGUGACAGCCAUUGCCAGGAGCCAGACUCUUUCCCAGAUGACAAUUGUGUUGUGUAAAGAGCUGUCCUUUCUGUCUAAAGAGUUCACCACUUGCCUAACAACUGCUGGGGUUAAAGAAAAGGCGGAUGUCCUUAAUCCAUUAAUCACUGCAGUAUUUCUGGAGGCAUCAAACAGUGCCUCCUACAUCCAAGAUGCCUUUCAACUGCUCUUACCUGUGCUGCAGAUCUCUCUCAUUGAGAAGAAGAUCAACUCACUUGGGUGUGAGUCACCAGUUCAGAGGCCUUUGUCAGAACGUUGAAGAACAGAGCAUAUCUGAACUGGGAUAUUUGAUGGCCAAGAAGUACCACUGUCUCUAAGGGCCUCUGGUAGCCAUGACUGAGAAUGGUUAUUUUAGUAUGUAAAAAUUCAGCGUGCAGGUUUAAAGAGGAAGUUUGUUUCUUAAUUUGGCUAAAGUAGUCAGGUUCUGACAUUACUCCCAUUUAUUUUAAUGAAUAAUCUAUUUGAAACGAGAUGAUGUAGCAAUUUGAAGGAUAAUGGCCCUAGUAAACAUUUAGUAGGGCACUCAGACAAAAGAUAUUGGUCUGCGAUCGGUUGCAAAGCAUUGAUAAUUUUGUCUCGUAACCUAUGGAUAAAAUUGUUGUUAAGCAGGAAAAAAAACUUUAUUUUGCAUUCUAGAAUUUAUGAGAUGCUUGGUUUAUUAGUGCCAUGGAUGACUUCUUUAUAGAAUAAAAUCAGUGAUUUUAAGAAAACUG
Molecule: messenger RNA, 2090 nt
Organism: Dipodomys spectabilis (banner-tailed kangaroo rat)
Lineage: Eukaryota; Metazoa; Chordata; Mammalia; Rodentia; Heteromyidae
Gene: Fam114a2
Product: family with sequence similarity 114 member A2
Exons: 14
Coding region: 101-1636 (511 amino acids)
Source: RefSeq, a predicted model, not a curated record